AUGGAUUUAAUGCGGAGCCUAUUGAUGCUAUGCACGUGCUGUAUCGGUCACGUGUUAAGCUCGGGAUCAUUGUAUGAUCCGCCAAACCGCGCCGUCAUGUGGAAGUACGGAUUCCCGACGAGUAAGAAUUACAACUACAUGCAACUGAAUUGUGGUGGCGAAAAGCAACCCCUGGACGGACCACCGGUGUGCGGCGUGUGCGGGGACCCUUACAACGCCCCUAAGGAGCACGAGAAAGGCGGUCAGUACGGCACAGGCAUGAUCGGCAGAUACUAUCCUGCGGGGAUUAAAGAAAUCAAUGUUAAGGUAGAGCUUCUAGCCUUCGAAAAGGGCUUUUUUGAAUUCCGGUUAUGUCCGGUAAACAACGGAACCUUGACGCAGCAGUGCCUCGACGAGCAUCUGCUUCCCAUCAAGGAGGGCUACAUGGCGGGAACGCCCAUGAGGUUCUAUCCGGACGCUGCAGGCGACUUCCGGUUGACCGUGGCGGUACCACCAGACAUGACGUGCGACUUAUGUGUGAUCCAGUGGCGUUACCGCACAGCCAACAGCUGGGGCGAGGACCCUGAAAGCAAAAAGGAAGGUCUCGGGUUCGGUCCCCAGGAAGAGUUUUACAACUGUGCUGACAUCCGAAUAGGCGGCGAGAUCCCUUCUAGUGUUCGGGCCAAUCCCUUCUUUUCACCACAGGACGUCAGCAUCGUCAAGGACGUGCAAGACGCAGUGGCCAACACGGUGGCGGUAGGUCCGCAGACGGUGGAUCAUCUGAGGCCAGGUGCGCGCGCCGUUUUGUUCGACGCAUCCACUUACACAAACACAAGCGUAAGACAAGACGCAGAUGCCAAUAUGCUCGUCUCUUCUUGGAGUGUAAACUCUGAUUCAUCAAGUGGCACAGGCGGAACUGGUCUUGUCGUUGGCUCCUCAACCGGUGCAGAUACUACUAUUUUGAAUACCAUGGAUCAAUUAGGAGGAAACUCCCAUGCGAAAGUAGACACAAAAAUGCAGCAACCAACAAUCGGCAUGGUUUUGACACAGACACAAUCUGCCGGUAGUCAACUGAGUGGCCAGACAAGUAAAGUUGGAACUGAAGAUGUCCUGUUGAAAGUAUCACAGCAAGUGAGUGAUACAGGUUCUCAAAAAACGAUAACUGACCUAAUUGGUGGUACCCAGACCGGUUCCGUGGUAGACCUCUCAAUCGGAACUGUCGGUACUACUGUGGGAGAUUUAAAACGCACAAGUUUGAUAAUAGACAGAGCAAAUGUUCAAACACCGACAGUUGGACUCGUCGUAGGCACCAGUGGUCCAAAACGAGUUGGAAUGGUGUUUGAUAAAACAAGUCAAACACAGAUAUCGGGUGUUGCAAUUAGUUCUGGAACACAAGAAGGUACAUCACCAAUAAGUGAAUCAAACAUAAAGCAUAAUGUUGGGGAGAAAACGGUUAGCAUGGUCGUUAAUACAGUUGGACUAAAUGUUCCAAACGGCAAUGCAGUUAUAAGCAGUAUGCAAAAACAAGGUGACGGUAAAACUGUCGGACUUGUUGUCAAUUCUGGUGCGAAAAGAGUUGGAUUGAUAGUGGAUGGUAACAAGAAAGAAAGCACAGUUAGCCCAGCCGGUGGCGUGAUGAUCGAUAUGGGAAGUUCACGGACUAUUGAUGUAGUACACAGUGGAUCAUCAUCUGGUCGUGAUGGUGGUAAGAGAGUCGGGUUUGCAGCUGGUUCUGGAUUCAUUCAGGACACACCUUUUAGUAAAACUACAGAUAUCAAUGACGUUAAAUCGAAUAUUUUUAAAACUGGGAUUAAUACUGACAUUAAUACGCGCUUUUCUGCAAUGUCUGGUAUUGGCCAAACAGGAACUGGCAUUGUCAUAACAACACAAAAAGACGCUGUUGUCGACGCGUCCAGCGGAACAAUUAUGAAGCAGGAAAAUAAAAUGCUCAAAGAUGCAAGUCCGGAAAAGAAAACCAUCAAAAUAGGUAUUAUAAAUGGUGAAAAAGCGCUAGAAUUAAGAGAAAAGACCCCAGAAAUUAGUGCUGCCGAAAUAAGUGCUAUGGUAGCUGCUAGAAUUGCUGAAAACCUAUCAAAAACACCAAAUGUAGACUUAAGCAGAGAAAAGACAAUAACAGAAACUGCCGCUGAUGAUAUGAAUCCAAAAGAAAUUAGUAAAACUACUGUAAGGAAUUCCGAUGCAAAACAUAAACAAGUAUUAGAAGAGAAAACCCUUCUCACUGACAAAUCAAAGACUAGAGAUAUUUCUGUCAAAACUUCCGUGAAAGAGGCCCCUAGUACCAUACGUACUGAUCAAAGUAACACAGAAUUUAAAAUUGUUGAAACGACUGCUGUUAAUAACGGACAAGCACAAAAAGUAUAUUUAUUGGAGAAACCUAAACCAAAGGAGACGAUUAUAACAUCAGAAAUUGUAAUACAAGACACGAAAGCUGAGGAUACCAUAAAGGAACACACACAACAAGCUGUUGAGGCAACUAUAAACAUCAACGGGACUCAAGAAGUCAAUGAUAAAAUAAUAGCAAAUACAGGAGAGGUUAUAUCAGUGGAAGGUAUUGGCAAAAGUCAUCAAGAUGUUGCAACAGUGAAUGAUGGUACGGAUUCCAAAGUAAUCGGUUCUUCUUCAGGGUCAGUUAUAAGGGAAUCUGGAACAACACAACGUGAAUUGAAUGCUAACAUUGGAUUUAUCAAGACACCGGGUAUUACUGAUAACAACUUGGUCGAGGUCCAUUCUAGUGAAAACGUGGAUAAAGCAAGCCACAUUAAACAAAUAGUGAAUGAUAAAUUGGUCAAACCAGAUAUUGCAGCAGAAAAUGUUGCAUACGUCGUAAAAGCAGAUCAAACUGUUGGUUUUUCAAUUUCUGGUAAAAGUGUUAUCAGUGACACAGACAUUAAAACAACAACUGGCACUAAACCUAUUUCACUUACUUUUCCAGCAGCAGCAGCAACGGCGGCAACAGAUUCUUUAGCAAGGUCAGAUUCGGUAGUGUAUGAACCCGAUACAUCUAGAGCAACGGCAGGGGCACAUACCCUAGCAGGAUCUACUGUGGACUUUUCUACCGAAGCUAGGCCACGUUUAACGAUUGAACGGGAAUCACUAGGAUCAUCGGGCGUUAAUGGGAACGUCCCAUCAUCAAAUGGCCCAUCGACAGCGUUUACACUUGAUCUCCGCAAUAUACCUGAGCGGCGGGUUGAAGGUUCUAGACGACUUUUCAAUCAAGUGAUUGCAACCAACGCCGACUCACAACCGAGAACACGCACUGACUCAAGACAGGUAGACCAAGGUGUUGUGAAUAUCGAGCAACAAUUAAACACUUUCGAUAUUGGUAGAGUACCAAAUGGGCACACCGUCGAGGCUGGCGUACAAAUGACAGCUGAAGGUACCAUGACAACCGGAUUCGGGCCUCGAAUAGAAGUCGCAAGAACUCGAGGAAGAAGGUUGCCAGAUGAUUCGUUCACUGUGGCAGGACCUGGAGGUGACUUGCCCUUGCCUGAAGGACUUAUUCCCGGUGAUCAAUAUAGAAUAGUAACAGAUCCAAGAACUGGUCGCCAAGAACGGAUUCCAAUCAGAAGCGAUGUUGGGAUUCGGCUGCGGGAAGCGGGAUCCGAGCGCAUGUUUGGAACAGGCAGCGAUGCUUUUGUUGAUUUCGGAGUUCGAGAUGGUGGCCGUGUGGCAACAACUGGUUUCCAGCGCAUUGGGGAGGCAGGAGUGGGCACAACUGGUUUUAGACGUAGCGGAGAUUCGGGAGUGGACACGUCUAGUUUCAGGCGAAGCGGAGAGUCAGGAGUGGAUACAUCUGGUUUAAGGCGAAGCGGAGAUUCGAGAGUUGACACGUCUGGUUUCAGUCGUAGCGGAGAUUCGGGAGUGGAAACAGCUAGUUUCAGGCGUAGUGGGGAGUCUGGAGUUGACACAUCUGGUUUAAGGCGUAGCGGAGAUUCAGAAGUGGACACAUCUGGGUUUAGGCGCAUCGGAGAUUCGGGAGUGGACAGAGCUGGUUUCAGAAGUAGUGGGGAGUCAGGAGUGGACACAACUAUUUUUAGGCGUAGCGGAGAUUCUGGAGUGGACACAGCUGGUUUCAGGCGUAGCGGGGAGUCAGGAGUUGACACAUCUAGUUUUAGGCGCAAUCAAGAAUCGGGAGGCGACACAACUAGUUUUAGGCGUAUUGACGUUGCUGGAAGGGAUACGGGACAAACAAGAACGGAAUCAGUUAGAGGCGGCACGAUGGACGCAAGGUCAAUAGACGGCGGUGCCAGAAAUAGUGUUGGCAGUGGCGGAGCAUCAAUUGCAGGAAGUGGAAGCAGAGAGAGCGUUUCGUCUAGCUUUAUUCGAACAACACAUGGAGGAGACGCGAGUACAUCCGGUGGUGGAUCCGGUGGUGGUCGAUUCGACGUCACGCGGGAUAUUCGAAUGAGUAGCGACGGUUCAUUCAGUGGCGACACCAGACGAAGUGAAAGAGGUAGAGGCGAGUUCGAUUCCCGACCGGGAGCACUUCCUGGAACGCCACUAUUCGGCGGAGGCGGUUUUGUACGAGGGCCGUCAGAGGGAUUCAUGCCAAUGCCCCCUAGUAUGAUGCCUCCUUUUGGAAUGCCGGGAGUGUCUCCGGGAAUGCCCCCAAUGGGUUUACAUCCUUCAAUGGGACCUGGGAUGCCACCUAUGGGUGGGCCUGUACCGUUCGGUGGCCCGAUAGGCAUGCCGCCGUCAAUGUUUGGAGGCGGACCAGGAGGAAUGGGCUUCCCUUUUAGACGAUAACUUUUAAGUAAACAGAAAGCAUUAAUUCAUGGAGCUGUUUAAAAAAAUAUAUUGUGUUGGCAUUUAACAUAUUUGAAUAAUUGGAUGCAUGUGUAGCGGUCUUGUAUUCAUAUAUUAGUAAUAGACACUUAUACGUCGUAUGUUUUAAUGUUCGUCGAUCAGUUUUGAAGUAUUUGUUGAUUGGGUGACUUUUCUGUAUACUGUAAAACGUUUAACCAGGUAUUUUACUAAAAUAAUAGAUGCUGCGCUUGUAAGUCUGUAUGUGAAACAUAAGUGACGUGUUUUUUGAUUAUAUAAAGUAUACAUACAUAUUA
Molecule: messenger RNA, 5060 nt
Organism: Dreissena polymorpha
Lineage: Eukaryota; Metazoa; Mollusca; Bivalvia; Myida; Dreissenidae
Exons: 6
Coding region: 1-4746 (1581 amino acids)
Source: RefSeq, a predicted model, not a curated record